AUGCUUUCAGUGGCUCUUUUCUCUCUCUUCCUCGUUGCUGGCGCUCAGCCGCUGGAGCAAACGUUGACGGUCGAACCUGUCAAAUACUGCACAGAGCUCCCAGAUUACAACCCAAAAACGAAGAUCGCCGGUCCAUGGACGAUCAACGUCGAUGGAUGCUAUAAUGGCAAAUCAUCCCGCAGCUGCAGCAUCGAAGGGUUUUCCACCGGCGCCGAUACCACACGUCAAUUUGGCGAUGAAGGCUACCUCAACGGCCUGGUCACAAUAACAAGCCAAAAAGAAAACAUAAAAACUCAACUUCGCUGCAACGGCAACGAAGAAAUAACUCAAAUCGAAGCAAAUGUCCCCUACGGCUCCGGUGAUCUAGCCUGGCAGCCCGUCGGCAUCAACCACCACCCAGCCACAGGCCGACUCGUCUGGGGGCGGGACUUUGAGCCCGUACAGGUCUACCGGCACUCAAUGCAGGGUACACCGCUCAAGGGACUCUUCCUCGGCUCGAAUGGUCAGACGCAGUGGGUUGUCCAUUCGUCGGGUCAGGAUGUUAGCAUUGUUGAUUUCAAGCCGUAUUGGGUUCCCAGGCUUGUUAUUCUUGAUAUGGUUAUGAAUGCGGAAGAAUAUAUGACUUUUAUGAGGAUUGAUGGCAGCUGA
Molecule: messenger RNA, 648 nt
Organism: Penicillium canescens
Lineage: Eukaryota; Fungi; Ascomycota; Eurotiomycetes; Eurotiales; Aspergillaceae
Exons: 2
Coding region: 1-648 (215 amino acids)
Source: RefSeq, a predicted model, not a curated record